GAACAUUCGAAUGUGUUAUUCACAAAUCAGAACUAGCUACGUAUUUUGACAACUCGUUUGUGUACAAGAUAAUGGCGUCAACUGUUGCAGUGCCUGUCGCCCCUACGGAGUCGGACUCAGAGCGGUGUGAAGGCGAGGAAGAGUUACGGGGGAACGAGGCUGAAGAAGAGAACAACCUACAAACUGGGCCCAUUGCAGCACCCUCCCAGAACCGUCUAGUGAAGUUACCGCUAUCCCGAAUCAAGGCAAUGAUGAAAGCUGACCCAGACGUGUCCCUCGCCAGUCAAGAGUCUGUGUUUAUCAUUGCUAAAGCCACAGUAAGUUAAAACUAUUACAUGAAGUAGUUACCCCUAGCAGCAUUUCUUACGUUUUAGUCAUUUAGCAGACGCGCUUAUCCGGAACAAUUAGGUUUAAGUGCCUUGCUCAAAGGCACAUUGACUGAUUUUUCACCUAGUCGGCUUUGGGAUUUGAAUCAGCAACGCUCUAAACGGCUAGGCUAUAGAGCCCAACAGUGGAAGUGUCAUUAAAACCUAGCGGUCAAACAGGGAAAUGGUUCCAAUCGUUUUUCUACCGUUCAUUUUUCCCAUAGGGGAUUUUGGAAACGCUUAAAAUAAGUAGGUUGCUGCAACGAGUCCAGUUUGUUGGUUGUUCUCUUCUUCAGCCUCGUUCCCCCGUAACUCUUCCUCACCUUCACACCACUCUGGGUCCGACUCUGUGGGGGCAACAGGCACUGCAACAGUUGAUGCCGGUUAUCAAAAUGUCAUGCCAGGUUAAGCCUAAAGAAAACACAGCCCUUAUUGCAAGUGUUUCUAAAUUCCCCAAUGUGGAAAAACUAUAGGAACCAUUUCCCUGUUUGACUGCUAGGUUUCAUAGGUAUUAUGACUCAUACUGUGGCACUCUAUUCCAGAUACAGAGUAAAGUCGUGGAGGGGAGGAUUGUAGGAAGGACCUAUUUUAUGUUCCUUGCAGUUCACUGGUCAUCAACUGUUGAGCUACUUGGUGUCCAGGCUUUUGUUCCAACCCAGCACCAACACAUCAUUGCUGUAAAGGCAAUAUCUAGCUUAGCUACCUAGGAUGACAAUCACUUUACUAUAGUCACAAUGUACUUAUGUUAUCUGUUACAGCGACGUUACUGACUGUAUACUAAACUUCAUGUGUUCCAGGAACUCUUUGUUGAGAUGAUUGCCAAAGAUGCCCUGGUGUACGCCCAGCAAGGAAAGAGGAAAACUUUGCAGAGGAAAGAUUUAGGUUAGUAAUGUCAAGCAGACAUUAUCAUAUAGUACACCAAACAUUAAUCAUACCAUGUGACCAUAACACUAAGCAAUAAUCAUCAACCCCUGGUUUUGGAGAGCCACAUGGUAUGCCAGGCUUUAGUUCCAUCCCAGUACUAAACGCGUGUUAGGCCUAACUGAUUCAACUGAUCAAGGUCUUAGUGCGGAGGUAGAACAAAAGCCUGUACACCAUGUAGCUCUACAGGACCAGGAUCGGUGGUCAUUUAGGCUAGCCUUUGACUUUAGUUCUUCCAACUAUUGUGUUUUUGUUGUUUCCACUGUCUAACAGAUAAUGCAAUAGAGGCCGUAGAUGAGUUUGCCUUUCUGGAAGGUAAGUUCUCUUCCAAGCAUCCAUCUUCGCUAAACCUCUAGCAUAUUUUAUUCUUCGUCAGAUUGAUAAUCGUUUUUUUUUUUAUUGAAUGAUCCCGCUGUGAUGUAUUAUUCUGAGUCAUUGGCUAUAGUGAAUCAGGUUUGUGUAAUAGGUUUGACAAGAUUGUCUUUGUCUAUGUUCUCUUUCAAAGGCACUCUAGACGCCUAGACACUCAGGAGACAGCAGGCCGUUCAAGGAUCAGAGGCAUUUGGAAAACAGACUGACCUGUCUUACUUUUGAAGUGAUAUCACUGAGUUGGAAAUGAAACAUUUGAGAAGGUUUUGGUGCUGGUCACAAGGAAUUCCCUUUCUGAACAUGUAUAAACUGUGAAGACAUCCGUGAUGAUCCUCCCUCAGUUGGUCUGGUCUGCAAUUUUUUAUUUGUAAAUAAUGUGAGAUUAUGUUGAAAUAAAUCGGUGUAUAAACCUAAUUUGUAGUUUUAAUUUUUUAAAAUAGCUUUAUUAGGAUUUAUUUUUAUUUUUUAUAUGCAUCAGAAAUAAAUCCAUCCUUAUUAGUAUACCAUAGUGUCCAGCUGUUUAGGCAACAACUACUCAUUUUCCAUUGUGAGGAAAAUAUAGACUUUACAUUUUAAUAAAAAGGACAUUA
Coregonus sp. 'balchen' is the source of this 2245-nucleotide messenger RNA. The record is from the annotation of a GenBank genome assembly. Lineage: Eukaryota; Metazoa; Chordata; Actinopteri; Salmoniformes; Salmonidae.